GCUGAUUGCUGAGGCUGACCGGACGCCAGUUUAGCUCCGACUUUCGAAUAGUGAGCACGUAUUAUUUACCGCGCGAUAGCAGUGACCGCGUGUUCUAAUAAUCGAAUCGAAUUGUUUAAAGCGAACUCACAUAAAUUACUUUCGCAUUGUAAGUUUUGAGUUAUGUGUGUGUCUUAGUUUUUGUGCCCUGUACGGAUAACGAGUAUUGAGAUUAACAAUGUGGCCCGGCAAAAAGACGGAAGGCGGCGCAGGCACCCCCACCGAAGAAGAUAUUAAAGUGGUGUUGGUGGGAGACACGCAGUGUGGUAAAACAUCGCUCGUGCAGCGCUUUGUGUCUGAUAACUUUGUUGAGGCAUACACACCGACUGGCUUCGAAAAGUAUGGCUACACGUGCACCGUUGCCGACUAUAGAGUCAACUUCUCUGUCUGGGAUACAUCAGGCACUCCUUCAUACGACACGGUGCGGCCUCUCGCGUACCAGGAUGCUAAAAUCUUCAUGCUAUGCUUCAACAUUGCUGAACCGGAGUCACUGAAUAAUGCAGCUGCUAAGUGGUACAGAGAGGUGCGCACUCACGGCGGUGCAGCUCCCGUGGUCCUGUGCGGAUGCAAGGCGGACCUUCGCCAUGAUAAAGAGACUCUCACGAUACUGUCCAAGCUGAGAACCCAUCCAGUCACUAGCGAGGAGGCUCUUUCGGUAGCAAGACAGCUCGGGGCGACCACAUACGUUGAAACCUCAGCCCGCGCUUCUAGUAAAGGUGUUAAAGAUGCCUUUGAGGUAGCUGCGCUAGCAGCCCUAGGGAAAUUAAACAAACAACAGAUUAAACAACAGAAGCAAGUCGGACGCAGUAAAAGCAAGCGUGACCUGAAAGCCGAGCUAAAGGGACGUGCGAAAAGUUGCUGCGUCAUGUGAUCCGUAGCCGGCCACCCUUCCAGGUGGCCGCACGAUUGCUAGACGACCACCGCCCUUCCAGACUCUUCCAGAAUCUUGAAUUUGAAACGUGCCAAUCGUGUAUACAAGAAAUGGCAUCGGGCCUAAAGCGGCGCCUUGUGGGACUCCGAAAGUGUUUGAAGUGCAAAAUUUUUACAAAUUAAAAAUAAAUCGUAAUACGCGUGUAAAGCAUAUUUGGAACAGAGUUCGUUUUAAUGUUAAUGAUUUUUAUUAUAUUAUAGGUAUUGAAGCAAAGGUGCAAUGUUUUGACCCUCAGGGUUGAGAGCGUGAAUCUGUGAUAUGCAAAUGACAUACGGUAUGAAAUAAGUAAUGUGAAAGAUGAAUUAUACCAAAUGUUUUAUAUAACAAAAUUUGGCAAUGAUAGGCAUUUUUUGCUUGAAGGUCUCAUUAAUGAGUUGAAUAUUAUCAUUCAAACAUUUAUGUCUGCUAACUACCAAACGUUAUUUUAUAUCAUUCGAGAUUUGUAGCACAAAUCAUUUCACUGACCACCAUUUGUGAAAAUCGAAGAAAACGCUUCAUAUUUGGUAUAAUUUAUUCUUGUAAGUUUAGAAAGGAUAGACGCUCCAUUCGUACCACCACAAAAUUCGAUUACUAAAAAAUAGCGUAUACUUUUAAAAUUAAAUAUAUUAUAGGUAUGUAGAGGAAUACGUGUUUUCAUAUACAUAAAAAUUGAUGUUUUUCUAUAUUGUGGCAUUAAGACGGUGUAUAUAGUAUUUAUUAAGGUAACGGUAAAACCAAGUGCUCAUUUUACUUUAGCGGGAGCAUAAUAAUAUUUUCGUUGUGAUAAAAAUACGUAAGUAUUUGAACGAAUCUGCACAAUAUUGGACAAUAUUACUUAAUUACGGAGGUCCACUCAGUCUUUAGUCCCACGUCCAAUUUUGCUACGUUAGAUUAGAUUUUUUACAUUAGUACGUGUAUCGAUGUUGCUUUUAUUGAUAAGUUGGUUUAGUAGAUGUCGAAACGUUGUGAUAUUUCUCCUGAGGCUCUUAUAUUAAGCGUCGACGCUAUCGAAAGCUUAUGUGAAAUUUUGAAAUUCUUCCUUGGAAAUUAAAAACGAACACAUUCGAAAUUAAUUCUAUUAUUAAAUGAAAUUUAUUAUUGCAUUACACGAUUUGCCCAUUCCUUCUACAUUGAAUUCAAAAUGUAAGGAUUUAAGCGUAGUUUAAUAUAUGCAAGUGAAGUUAAUAGUAAAUUUACACAUUAACCUUAAUAUAACCGCAGAUUACGUAUAAACUUGAGAUUAGACUGAUAAUGUUAUUUAUUGUAAUAUUAAUGCACUAAAAUAAAGACAAAGAAUCUAAAGGAAACAUAAACCACAGAUUAUCUGAAAUUGAAUCCGAACUCCGUUUACAUUUCUUUAAAAAUAUCCUCGUUUCAAAAACUCAUCUUGCAGUCGACAUUUUUACCACGAUAUUGCUAGAUUAAAAACAACGUGAAAUUGUUUUUUCGAUGAGACCGUUGCAAUAUGGAAUCUCGAUUGAAAUACACGUUUGUAAAUAAACCUAGAACGUGACCGGUAAUGAAAAUAAAUUUUAACGAGAGCGAAUUGAAUUGACUUACAGGCCAAUUUCGAUCAAUCCCGCGGCAAACUGUAUCAACUUUGACACAGGAAUUUAUGAAUGAAAAACGCACGUUGCCAGUUAAAAUGUGUUUGCGAAAGCUGUUAUUUUGAAAUUUAAGUCGUAUUAAGCUUUAAAUUCAAUGUUAGCUUUAAUUACAUACAUUACGUACAUAAAUGUUAUAUUUAAAUAUGAAUGUAUUUUCUUUUAAACAUAACAAAGGAGAAUAUUUAGCGUUUAUUUACCAAAAUAUACGUCUUAUUUAUUGUAAAAUUUAGAUACAUAUCAACUUAAGGUUAAGUUUUUUAUUUACGUAUUUCGUUAUUUCAAAAUUGUAUUCCGACAAUUAAAAAUAAAUGAAAAAAUGUAAACAGGAUAUUCAUUAUUAAAUGAAAUUUUUCACAGAUAACCUAUAAAUAAAUAAUAAUAUUUGCACAGAAUAUAAAAUUCGUUUAUCUAGUUAAUCGCUAAUACGAGGAUAAAUUAAAUGUAACAAUAAAACAUUUCUAAUUUUAUAAGACGUUAGUAUCUAUUGUUGUUAUAGCAGAUGGGAAAGCACAAUUGUUUUUGUUCAUUGAAUUGUAUUCUUAAGCAUGUUUUUGUGUCUAGACAGUUAUUAGAUCACUUGAUGUUGUUUCUAGACUUAAAAUAUAGUUCGAUGUUUUUGUAAA
Molecule: messenger RNA, 3179 nt
Organism: Zerene cesonia (dogface butterfly)
Lineage: Eukaryota; Metazoa; Arthropoda; Insecta; Lepidoptera; Pieridae
Product: rho-related GTP-binding protein RhoN-like
Exons: 7
Coding region: 218-910 (230 amino acids)
Biological process (GO): small GTPase-mediated signal transduction
Molecular function (GO): GTPase activity; GTP binding
Source: RefSeq, a predicted model, not a curated record